Acanthamoeba castellanii str. Neff is the source of this 351-nucleotide messenger RNA. RefSeq lists its product as uncharacterized. The record is from RefSeq and is a predicted model, not a curated record. NCBI's taxonomy places the organism in Eukaryota, Discosea, Longamoebia, Acanthamoebidae. The transcript is spliced from 3 exons. The coding region runs from base 1 to 351 and encodes 116 amino acids.
AUGGGCGCGGAAUCCAUCCUCACUGGUUGCAAUUUAUCUGCUGGUGGCGCCCAGUUUCCUUUGUUUUAUUCUAUUUCAAUUAUUUUAUUUUUAUUUUGUGCUGAAAACAAAACGCAACACAACACGAUGGGCGAACUUGGGUCCGUCGAGUCCAGCUUUGGAGGAACCUCCAUCUUCAAGCAGGCAGGGCAGAUAAGAAGGGAGGUGCAAGCACCUGGCUCGUUCAAAACGCUCAUCGGUGCCGGAGUCCUUCUCAUCGGUCUCGGCAUUUGCUUUGCAGGAUUGGCGCUCACGCUGCGCGAGAUUCGCAAGUUCGCCAAAAAGCCUCCACGGCCACAGCAUGGGCAAUAA